Colossoma macropomum (tambaqui) is the source of this 5023-nucleotide messenger RNA. RefSeq names its product gigaxonin (gene gan). The transcript is spliced from 11 exons. NCBI's taxonomy places the organism in Eukaryota, Metazoa, Chordata, Actinopteri, Characiformes, Serrasalmidae. Gene Ontology annotation, molecular function: protein binding. The coding region runs from base 279 to 2111 and encodes 610 amino acids. Gene Ontology annotation, biological process: cytoskeleton organization. The record is from RefSeq and is a predicted model, not a curated record.
UAUCCGUCUUCAUCUCCCUGUAGGGUUAUUGCUGCACAUUUAGCAGUCGGGGCUCUCACAGACUGAUGGGAUCCACGAAAACAGCAGAAGCUUGGGGUUGCAGUUAGUCAGCUGGUAGUGGGGGGCAGGUUGAUCAAUAUUUCUAGCACUGAUAGAUUUGAAUCGCGCUUUAAGCCGAGUUGUCCAUUCAGGCUGUGCGCUGUCGUUAAUGUUUUCACACCCAACUUCAGUUUCUCUAACAGCAGCUUUGGUUCUUCUUAGUUUAACAGUUCAACAGCAUGUCCAAAGCUGGGACUGAGGGUGGAGCCGAUGCUGGUUCAGUUGUGUCGGACCCUCAACACUCACAGAAGCUUUUAAGAGCCCUGCGGUCCUUCAGACAAGAAGGGAGUUUUCAGGACGCUGUGCUGGUGCUGGAAGGAGAGCAGCUCCCUGUUCAGAAAAACAUUCUGGCUGCAGCGAGUCCAUACAUAAGGACCAAGCUAAAUUACAACCCACCCAAAGAGGAUGGAUCCAUAUACAAAAUCGAGCUGCAGGGCAUCUCUGUCCACAUCAUGAAGCAGAUCUUGGACUAUAUAUUCAGUGGAGAGAUCACUCUAAAUGAGGACACUAUCCAGGAUGUGGUCCAGGCUGCUGACCUGCUACUCCUCACUGACCUCAAGUCACUGUGCUGCCAGUUCCUGGAGAGCUGCAUUACUGCUGAGAAUUGCAUUGGCAUCCGACUGUUCUCUCUUCACUACUGCCUGCACCACGUCCACCAUGUGGCCACCGAGUACCUGCAGACGCACUUCCGAGAUGUAGUGGACACUGAGGAGUUCCGUGAGCUGCCUCCUGAUCGGCUGUGCGAGCUGUUGUCCAUGGAAAAGCUUAACGUGGGCAACGAGAAGCAUGUUCUGGAGGCGGUGGUCCGCUGGCUUGCACACGACAUUGAGGCCCGGCGGGUGCACAUGAAGGAGGUGAUGUCUGCAGUGUGGGUGCAGGGUCUAGACCAGAGCUACCUGCAGGAGCAGAUGCUGGGAGACCCCCUCAUGAGGGAAGUGAUUGGACAGUGCUGCAUGGAGCCUCUGGGAGGUGCAGCGCAGCAAGGGGAAGCAAUGCUCGCUGCCUUCAAACCCCGUGGCUACUCUGAGUGCAUUGUCACUGUAGGGGGUGAAGACAGGGCCACUAGGAAGCCCUCUGCAGUGACGCGCUGCAUGUGCCCCCUCUAUGACAGAAACCGGCAGCUGUGGAUUGAUCUGCAGCCCAUGAAUGAGAGACGCAUUGGUCAUGGGGUGGUGACUGCUGAUGGAUGCCUUUUUGCAGUUGGAGGAAUGGAUGAAAACAAAACUGUUUUGAAUAGUGGAGAAAAAUAUGACCCAGAGACUAACACCUGGACCCCUAUCCCACCAAUGAAACAGGCUAGGCGGCACUUUGGUAUUGCUGAGCUGGAUGGGAUGAUCUAUGUGCUGGGUGGAGAAAAUGAAGACACUGAAGUUCUCCUCACGAUGGAAGUGUUUGACCCUCACUUUAAUACCUGGACAACCCAGACCAGCAUGACCACAGUCCGAAAGUUUAGUUGUUGUGCUACCAUGAAGAAGAAGCUCUACGUGAUGGGAGGAGGAUCUUAUGGGAAAAUUUAUGACUCUGUGGAAUGCUAUGACCCCAAAACUCAGCAGUGGACUACGCUCUGCCCUCUAAAGGAGAGGAGGUUUGGUGCUGUGGCUUGUGGAGUCAGUCAGGAGCUCUAUGUGUUUGGAGGAGUGAGGAGCAGAGAUGCAGAUAAUCCUGAGUCCAGUCAGAUGACCAUCUGCAAGUCGGAGUUUUUUCAUGAUGAGUUGAAAAGAUGGGUGCUCCUUGAUGAUCAGAACCUGUGUAUACACACUACAUCAUCCUUUGUAUACGGUGCUGUUCCUAUUGGUGCCAGUAUAUAUGUGGUGGGAGAGCUUGAUACAGGCACUAGUUAUGAUUAUGUGCGAGAGUUCCGCCGCAGUACGGGCACGUGGCACCCUACCAGACCCCUCCUUCCCUCGGACCUGUGUAAGACUGGCUGUGCCGCCCUACGCAUCGCCAACUGUAAGCUGUUCCGGCUGCAGCUCAAACAGGGCCUUUUCAGGAUUCGAGUGCCAUCCAUUUAAACCAAGUGCACAUCCAUACCCCUGCGUCACUCUUCUCUCACCUUACCGUUUGGAAGAAAGUUGCAUGUGGGUCUUGGGAAUCACUAUAGCUGUAACCGAACAUGGAUAUUGGGCGAGAAUACUUGAGGUAUAUGGGAACGUUUUGGACCUCUUUUGUUUACUUUGUUUUGAUGCCUUCUUAAGGGAAUGUAUGUACACAACCUCCUUGUUUUUUUGUUUUUUUUUACUGUUUGGGAGUCAAGUAUCAUAGUUUUGAUAAAUGGUAGCCUAAGUUCAGCUGCUUUUUUUAAGUGUUACUACUGUAAUUUCAGUGGAGCAUAGGGUGGGUGUCACUGGCUGCUGCUGACUUUUAGGCAAACACUAAUGCUUAUUUGAGAAAUGGAUGAUGUUAAAAAGCUUGUUGUUGGUAGACAACAGAGUUUUUUUUUUUGAUAAACUGAGUUAUGCAAUAACUGAAGUUUGGGUGAAAGACGCCUGAAACUCCUUCCUUCUAACUAAUGUAUUCCCUAUUCACCAUUACUAUUCUCUGUUAUGAGUUUUUGCUUGGCUCCCCCUGUUCGCCAUGAUUUCUCCAAUCCUUUCUAGAAUCUGCAGAAUAGGAGUUCUAGGUCAAAGCUGAAGCCACCCAGAACAGAGAAGUUUUUCCCCUUCUACAGUUUACAAUCAAAAUUGAUUGCAGGCGUGGUCUGGACCUGCAAGUUAAUGAAUUGUCUUAAAUUCGAGUGUCUUACCGAUGGGACCGGCUUUUAAAUGUCAGACUAAGGAUGGUGUGAAACAUGACAGUAUAUUAUGAAGAGUGUUUUGGGAAAAUGGUGGAGGAUGUGAAUAUUUGCCCUUUGAGAGAUUAUGUGUAUAUAUACGCAAGAAUCAGUUACCCUUCUCAAGCUUUUGCAUUUACGGUACGGUGUACAAUAUACCUCACAUAGAAUUAAUUCUACAUAACAUUCAUACAUCAGAUUGGGGCUUAGGAUGAUUCAAGUUUUACAUUUUACAUUUUAAUAUUUUUAUGUUUUACAUUUAUAGCAGGUAGUGUAAUCAUCAGUACAGAAAAAAUCUUUCUCCAGGAUUCUUGAAACAACUACUUGUCUCACUUUUAAGUUACUGUAUGUAUUAUGUGCUUGACCCUUGAACUGGCUUCCCACUCGCCACAGACGGUUUUGGCAUCUGGCGACCCCAUUUGUUCUGUGCACGUCACAGCUGCUGCUGUCCGUUGUAAUUGAAGGCCCACACAUUACAAAUUCACUUCUACAGAAACGCACCUUCACAUGCAAGCACCACAUGAGUAAAGCAACUCACAUCUAAACACCAGACAUUAUUAGUUAUAUAUGUGUUGCACACCAGAUCACAUGGUCCUAAUACCAGUGUUACAUGAUCAUUGAACUUGUCUUUCGCUUACAGUUUCAUUGCACUAGACCAUUUAAAGAAUGUUACUGUAACGUCAUUAUUAGUCAUAAUGCUAUUCAGUAGUUUCAAUAGAUUUGAAGGGAAUUAUUAUAUUGAAAGCUACAGAUGUACUGAUAAAUUAUAGACAAUUAUCAUAAAUGGACUUGGAAAAUCUGCUGUAGGUCAAAGUCCAUUAAAGCCACAUAGCAUUCCCACUGGACAUCAAAAUAUAUCGUUCCAAGUGUAAAGAUUAACAUCAAGCUAUGAUUAUAUUCAUAUUCAAUAUGAUCGUAUUCUUGACUCAGGUAUCUCGUGCUAUGUACCUUUUUGAUUUAUCAACAGUGUGUCCUAAAUCAUAUAUAAUAACACUCAGCUAUGCGCCUGAAUUUGACGAUUAUUCUGGCUUCUGAAUGUUUUUCUGUAUACAACCAUUUCAGCUUUUAAAGUGACUCAACUGUUAAUCUCUUUAUCAUCCUGCUGACAUACUUUCCUCUUCCAUCCCUCGAGAUGUUGUGGUUAUCUACAUGAUGAUAAUAUACAUGACGUAUUUGGCCUUUUAUCACUUAUUUGCUGUUGCUCUUAACUGUGACAAUGUUCAAGACUGUCGACAUUAAAAUGGACCAAAGUAACUGCAUGGAACAGAGUGUGCAGUCCAGUAUGGUAUAAAACAAUCAUUCACAGAUUGUUUGUUUGUUUUUUAAUGGAAAAAAAAAGUUUGGUUCAAAGACAGCAAAUUGUUGGGGAAGACAGUUCUAGUAUGUACACACUGUAUGUACACAUUCAAGUGCUCGAAAAGAGUGGGAUUUUUUAGUUCCUGUUCAUUGCUUUUAUUGGACAGUCUUUCUUAAAUUGGCUGAGAAAUUUUGCUUUGUAUAAUACUCGCACUAUUAUAAGGGAUAGCAUAUAAUAGAACCUAAUGUAAAGUGGGACUAAUCUAGCAUAUUUUAUGUAGCAGUAAAACACCAAAAUCGUCAUCCGUACUGCACCUUUCUGACACCGGUGUUCACGCCCAGCACUUAAACAUACAGUGUGCUUGUGCAUGUGCAAACACAUGAUAACUAUCAACACACUCCACAUUCCUUCAUGUGCCAUUGUUUACAGUACACUGUAGGCUCUAGAGCCAUAGACGUAUUCUCACACAACACCUAAACAAGCACCUUGAGAAUGAAUAAUUGCACAAUCAAGGGUUUAUUUGGCCCUGUACACUAAACUGAUUCAGUUUGGCCUUAUGCAUCUCAUUUUGCUCGGAGAUGCUCACUUCUUUGCCAAAAAAAGACUGCAGUUAUUACUGACUUAUUACUAUUACAUUGUCAGCAAUAGUAAUAAAGGCACUACCAGAUCAUGACGUAUUAAGGCUUCCUAAGAUGGACCACACUGUAAAAUUAACAGAGAUGAAAAAAGCACCUUCAUAAAUGAUGGAUUCUAAAGAAUGUAAGGACUGUCACCUUAAAUGUUUGACUUUUUGUCAUUUGUAUCUAAUCAGCAGCUAACAUUAAAUGCAGAAUUAAAAUGAAUAAUUUCUCAUGAUG